Molecule: messenger RNA, 1924 nt
Organism: Ailuropoda melanoleuca (giant panda)
Lineage: Eukaryota; Metazoa; Chordata; Mammalia; Carnivora; Ursidae
Gene: CTLA4
Product: cytotoxic T-lymphocyte associated protein 4
Exons: 4
Coding region: 165-836 (223 amino acids)
Biological process (GO): B cell receptor signaling pathway; regulation of T cell proliferation; T cell receptor signaling pathway
Cellular component (GO): membrane; external side of plasma membrane
Source: RefSeq, a predicted model, not a curated record
UUCAGGUACCUUCUGUGUGUGCACAUGUAUAGUACAUACCUGGGAUCAAAGCCAGCUAUAUAAAGUCCUUGAUUCUGUGUGGGUUCAAACACAUAUCAAAGCUUCAGGAUCCUGAAAGGUUUCACUCUGCUUCCUGAAGACCUGAACACUGCUCCCAUUAAGCCAUGGCUUGCUUUGGAUUCCGGAGGCAUGGGGCUCAGCUGGACCUGGCUUCUAGGACCUGGCCCUGCACCGCUCUGUUUUCUCUUCUAUUUAUCCCAGUCUUCUCCAAAGGGAUGCACGUGGCCCAGCCUGCAGUGGUGCUGGCCAGCAGCCGCGGUGUUGCCAGCUUUGUGUGUGAGUAUGGGUCUUCAGGCAACGCCGCCGAGGUCCGGGUGACGGUGCUGCGGCGGGCCGGCAGCCAGGUGACUGAAGUCUGCGCCGCCACAUACACAGUGGAGGAUGAGUUGGCCUUCCUAGAUGAUUCCACCUGCACUGGCACCUCCAGUGGAAACAAAGUGAACCUCACCAUCCAAGGGUUGAGGGCCAUGGACACGGGGCUCUAUAUCUGCAAGGUGGAGCUCAUGUACCCGCCACCCUACUAUGUAGGCAUGGGCAAUGGAACCCAGAUUUAUGUUAUCGAUCCUGAACCUUGCCCAGACUCUGACUUCCUCCUCUGGACCCUUGCCGCAGUCAGUUCGGGGCUGUUUUUUUAUAGCUUCCUUAUCACAGCUGUUUCUUUGAGCAAAAUGCUAAAGAAAAGAAGCCCUCUUACUACAGGGGUCUAUGUGAAAAUGCCCCCAACAGAGCCAGAAUGUGAAAAGCAAUUUCAGCCUUAUUUUAUUCCCAUCAAUUGAGAGACCAUUAUGAAGAAGAAAGAACGUUUUCCAACUUCUAAGAGCUGAGGCAAUUCUAACUUUGUGCUAUCCAGCUAUGUUUGCUUGUUUGUAUAUUUUGGGGGGGAUUCAUCUCUCUUUAAUAUAAAGCUGGAUGCAGAACCCAAAGGAAGCGUACUACAAUUCAAAGCAAAGGUGCAAGAAAACAGAGCCAGGAUGUUUCUGUCACAUCAGAUCCAAUUUUAGUAAAAGUGUCACUUGGGAGCAAUACGGGGAUGCGGCAUUAUGAUGUGGGGUCAGGGAUAUAGGUUAGGGAGUGGUGCAGUCCAAAGAAAGCAAGGGAAGGGAGUUAGGGAGAGGAGAUAUUGUACACACUUUGUAUUUACAUGUGAGAAGUUUAUAGUUGAAGUGAUGUUUUCAAGGUAAAUUUUUGUGUUAUUUUUCUUAAAUGUAGAAUUACGUGAAGACUUUAAAAAUACUCACAGGGCUAUAUUUUAGCCAGUGAUUCCAACAGUUGUAUUGUACCAAUAUAUAUUUUUUAUUUGAUAGUAUUGUGCAUGGGGGCCACAUGUGCUUUUGUGUAUUUGCUGAUGAUUUCAAUAUAAACACUAUACGGCAGUGUCUUCCCACCAGGGGUUCAGGGGAAGUUUUACGGAGGGCUCAGGACACUAAUACACCGGGUAGAAUACAAGGUCACUUGGUAACUGGCUUGGAAACUGGAUGAGGUCAUAGCUGAUUCCUAUAGCCAUGUUGGGCUGAAUUGGUGUUGACAUGGGCUUUGGGCUUUUAUGUUAGCUCCGUUCAAAGGUUUGCGAGGGAGUCAAGACUGGUGUAACUGAUUUAACUCCAUAGAACGCCAUCGUCAAGUAAAUGGCUUAUUCCAGGAGUCUUGUAGGUAUGAACUUCAAGGAAGCUCUAGUUUCACGAGGGCCCAAUUCUUUACACAUGGUUAAUGCCAUGGACAGAAAACGGCAGCAGGUGGCAGAACGGGGUGAUGAGGGUUUCUGAAAACUAACACUGCUGGUGUUUUUUAACUCACUAUUUUCCAUGAAAAUGCAACAACAUGUAUAUUUUUAAUUAAAUAAAAAUCUGUGGUGGUCAUUUUCCAA